CAUUCUCGGAACGGUUCAUUGGUGGAUCCUUGUUGCUAUCUGGAGUUGGAGAACUGCGCUUACAUUGAACCGGGUGGGGGCUGGGUAGUUCAAGAUGCCACUUGUGACAAUGAGAGAGAAACUUAUCCCUUGUGCUCAAAAGCUCCAAUAGAUGGUAUCUGCGAUAAUCCCUACGUGUUGGUGGGCACGCAAUGCGUACACAUCAUUCCGUCCGUUUACCACUGGCUGGAUGCGCGUUCUCAGUGCGCGCUGAUCGGUGGAGAUUUAAUCACCCUGAAGGACUGCGACCAAUACCACAGAGUGUACCUCUACCUCGACGAGCAAAGUCACGACCCUCUCGGAUACUGGAUUGGCGCCUCUGACGAAGUGCUGGAGGGGCAAUGGCGCUGGAUUGACGGUUCGUCCAUGUCCUUGGGGCUUCCGUACUGGGGGACG
This is a messenger RNA of Hyalella azteca, 435 nucleotides long. Its product is annotated as C-type mannose receptor 2. Gene Ontology annotation, molecular function: carbohydrate binding. Gene Ontology annotation, cellular component: external side of plasma membrane. Gene Ontology annotation, biological process: biological process involved in interspecies interaction between organisms. Lineage: Eukaryota; Metazoa; Arthropoda; Malacostraca; Amphipoda; Hyalellidae. The record is from RefSeq and is a predicted model, not a curated record.